This is a messenger RNA of Xyrichtys novacula (pearly razorfish), 4363 nucleotides long. The record is from the annotation of a GenBank genome assembly. NCBI's taxonomy places the organism in Eukaryota, Metazoa, Chordata, Actinopteri, Labriformes, Labridae.
GAGGGAGACAGAUGCUGCAUGUGCGCUGAAGGCAACCGCAAGAAACACACGUGUAGGAGGCAGACUGACGCUGGAAUUUACAAUCUGUGCAUCUUUACAGAAGGACACCUAUAGCAGCUAGAACUGCACACUGCACGAAUGAUGCCGAGCUGCUGCUUAUUACAUUCAUUCAACUUUGUUUGUUAUAUGCAGUCAUUUUGAGGAAACUCACGGGACUCAUCAGACGGCUGGUGCGUAAAGAUCAGUGCGUAAAACUCAACAUAGUCACCUCUGCGCUGUCACGGAGAGUCAUAGAGGAUUUUUCUGAACCUCAAACCCGGGCAAAACCCCUCACUGGAGAGAGUGAUUUACAAAGGGCGGUUUGAUGGAGCUCCUCCGGUGACAGCGACACUUCUCCGGACUUUCAGUUUGGUUUGGCACCGCAGCGCCUUUUAAUUCUCAAGACUGACUGUAACAUUGCGUGGAGAGUGGGUCCUUCACCUGUGCGUGGCAAACCUGACAGUUUUGGAUCUCUUAAUUGUUACAGCUAUCAGCUUUAUGUGAAACAAGAGGAAAAUAAAACUGAGCUGAACUCCCCAUCAGGAGGAACUUCAUUUCCGAGAGCUUCUAGCACCGACUUAGUGGAGUAUUCAUGAAGCAAUAUUUGCAUUAUUACAAGAUGAGGCUGAGAACAUCGAGGUUAGGUUAUCUGUAAGUACAUUGCUGCCAACAUGCUGUAAUUCAAGAUUUAUUUUGUCAAAUUUAAGCAACAGGUUUUAAUUUUUCUUCUCCCCCUCAGGUUAAUUCAGUUCACGGCGCUUUGCUUUUACGCACAGGUAACUCACAUUUUCACUUCAAUAAAAUGCAUUAAUGUUGCGUUCACUUCUAUAAUUAAGUAAGUAAAACUUAACAGGUAUGCAGGCGCCAUGCACAGCGGCUUAUAGUUCAGCGUCUCUACAUCUGCAAUGGGCUGCAAUAACAAUGAAAACAUUUUAUUACAAGUGCUAUGGCAAUUGGCAACAAUUCAAACAUCUUGAAAAGAGGUAAGCCCCAGCCUUAAAGUGAUUGUUAAAACACAUGUGGACAGAGAAGGGCUGAAAUGAGGGGGGAAAAAAGAAGUCAGGCAGGGGUGAAAGAUCAUCGGUGGUAAAAAGAAAAAAAAUAUAUCAGAGGGAAAUGUCAUCCCCGAGGGUCCCUGAAAGCAUCUUAAGAAAGUUACAGUACACGUGUGGGUUGAAUAAACGAACGUCAAACGAGAUGGAUGGAUAACAGAGAUUGAACUGAAAGGCAUAAUUAACUGUGAGCCGGGGCCUUGGCCCUCCGACUGUCAAGAUACAGCCUCCUCAAAGCUGACAUUUUUCAGACCAAUCCAAGUUGCAAAGUAAAAUCCGAGACAUUAAAAAGUCAUUUCAGCGAUUAAGACAUGUGUUUCCUAUUGUCUGGCAGAACUCUGUGCAGUCUCCUCCUAAUUUCAAGCACCAUGUCACCGAGCAGAGCCGGCUGUCGGAUCGGAUGAGUCGCAGGUUGACACGAACCUACCAGCUGUACAGCCGCACUAGCGGGAAACACGUCCAGGUCCUGGCCAACAAGAGGGUCAACGCCAACGGGGACGACGGGGCGGUGCACGGUAAGGAAAAACAACCACUACCAGAAAGUUUAGCAGAGAGAAAAGUGAGCUAAAUACGACGUAGACGGCCUAAAACUCUACAAUAUGUACAAAACUACAGUUAAAAUAACCAUUAAGUGUUUAACGAAGGUUCAACAAAAUGAAGGCCUAAGUAAAAUAUUGGCAAGCAUCUGCUGCGUAGUUAAAAUAUGAAAACUAUCGCGAGAGUAGGAAGACCUCGUCAAGAAACAGACUCAAUAUUAUUGCUAAAUUUCUCAGCUAACUCUUUCGAGAGGUGUCUUGCAUAAUAACUAAUUUAAAUAUCAUUAUAUAAUAAAUAGCAGAAUGAAGGCUCACAUAUGUUAAUCCACUCAAGGAGACAUUUUUUAUUGCCUCUAAAAUGAUGAAACAACUUUACUCUAAGCCCCUGUGAAUAUAGCCAGGCUGGGGCAGUCAAAGCUGAUGACAGCUAAGGGCCAUCGUUUCUUACAUUUCAAUGCUUUGAAACCUCAGGAAAACAAUAAAAUGGGACACAUGCUCACCUUACAAACAGGGAAUUAAAGUUGUCCAGAAAUUGUUUGGGGCGACUCUUAGAAAAGUUUUAAAACCAAGAGCAAGGGUGGAAGCAAUUAUGAGCAUCUUUUCUGAGGUUUGGCAAUAUUUAACUAUUUAGUAUGCUGGUAGUCUGGAAAAAAAACAUUCUCUAUCAUGGUAGACCACAGGAAGAGCCUUUUCUCUUUGUGUCUUACGAUGUAAAACUUUUCUUUAAAGUCAAAGUGAGCAGAAUCCCUGUCACCCAAGGAUACUCGCUGCAUUAAGCCAUCUUUCCACCGCAGCCACCACCAUAUAACAAAGUCUUCAAUGCUUGCUUCUCUGAGGCUGAUUUUAUGAGGAAUUUUCAUUGCAUUACAACUCAAUGUAUGACUCAAUUUAUAAGGAGUGGUGAAGUCAGCAUCUUCACUUUAUACCUUUUCCUCUCCUUGCCUCUCCUGUGUGCUCUUUUGUCUUUUAAAUUUCUCGGCCUACACACACAUUCUCAUAGAGGCAGAGAGAGAGAGAGAGAGAGGGAGCGAGAGAGAGAGUCAGUCAUGCACACAUUGGCUGCACAUUCUAAGUGGGUGUCACUCUUGUAACCAGCCCAAAUCUGACCGCUGCUCUGUGCUUGUGGCUGUGUCCCUGACCGCAGUAUUCUCACUCUCCUUUAUCCUCAGUCUGAACUGCAUCACAGCACGGCAUUUACAGGCAUUCAACAACAAUCGCUCCGUGCUAAAUCACUAUCAUUUAGUGCUAUUUUGGACGGCUCACAUGCCAUUGUUAAAGCCUGCUACUGGCUCAUAAAAGGGACAGGAGGGAAAUUUAUACAUUGUCUUCGUGAUCCUGAUCCACUGGUCGAGAUUGUGUCACAGCUGUUUAAUGCCAUUUAAAGAUGCCAUGAUGUAAUCCCAAUUUAUUACCAUGUCUAGCAUACAGAAAGGAAUAAACUCAAGGAAAGACGUUCAGGGCGCAUUUGUCUCACUGCAACAUCAUAAUCUGUAUGCCAGCACCAUGCCAUCUCAUUGUUUCUGAUGUUUGUUCUGUGCAGCAAAACUGGAGGUGGAGACGGACUCUUUUGGAAGCCGUAUCCGUAUUAGAGGGGUGAAGACAGGAUACUACAUAUGUAUGAACAAGAGAGGAAAGCUGAUCGGCAAGGUAAUCUGGAAUUCAUAGUUUUGUGGCUGCAUUUGACUACGGCAACAUCUUGAAUUUUGUUCGCUUCUUGGAAAUGUUACUCUGGACUCGCAGCUUAUGGCGACACUGUGUUGAGACACAUUUGCAGCCAGAACAAAUUUGAUUUUGAGAUUUUUCUGAGGAGGCCUCUUAAGGUUUCAAAGGGUAGAUGAUUGGAAAUAAAGACAUUACUCUGCUUCCUGGAAAUCUUCCAAAAUAACUCAACGUCUCCUAACUUUUUAUGCUUCCCCAGCGGAAAGGACGAGGCAAAGACUGCAUCUUCACUGAGAUUGUUCUGGAAAACAACUACACCGCACUACAGAACGCCAAGUAUGAGGGCUGGUACAUGGCUUUCACACGCAAAGGCCGCCCUAGGAAGGCCUCCAAAACCAAGCAGCACCAGAGGGAGGCCCAUUUCAUGAAGCGACUACCGAGGGGGCACUUGCUGAGCGAGAGGAGACCGUUUGAUGUCCUUCCUCUUGCUGUCCCUGCGCAUCCUUUAGGCAAACGGACUAAACAUUCCCAUCACCAGCGCUCAGGGGGCCGCUGAGGACUGAAACUGCUGAGGGAGAACUAUAGAUGAACCAGAACAAACAGGAACCACUACAAGAGAAAUUAACUUUUACAGUCAAGUGCCCAUACACAUUUUGCCUCAUUUUGUGAACUUUGUCUAAUUGUCGCUCUUGUGAACAUUUUCUAUCUAAUCUCUUAACUAUUACAAAUUCAGAAGGACUUUAGGACAGAUCUACUCAUUAAAUCAAAGAAGACAUGUGGCUACUAAUAAAAUCCUGUGGUUACAAGUUGAUUUGAACUCAACAACCAUGAAUGUUUAACAAGAAAUGAGUACAAUGAAGCAAAACACGGCAGCUAUCUGUGGAACUUCAUGUGGUCACAGCGUUUAAGUCUCAGUUGACAUGCUCUCUUGCUUUUAGGAGGCCAUUUUGAGGAAUUUUUAACCUGUUUUUUUUUUUUACAUAUAUGAAUAUAUUUUUACUGUAAAAAUGUAAAUGACAUGAAAUGAUGGAAAUAUUUAUUGUAGAGUGUAUAUUAAAACCACUAAAGAUUCAGAAA